CCGCGUCCCGGCUCCCCCUCCCCGAGCCGAGGCCCGGGAGAGUAAAGCGAGGAGCGACAGCGGCCGCGAGCGCACGGUCUGGUCCCUGUGUCCGAGGGAAGCUCGAGAGGAGGCCGAGGAGAGGGCCCAUGAAGCGGACUGGCCGGUCUCAGUCCGGGCACUGGGCCGUGGAGGAGCCGCGCGGGAGCGGGCAGUCGAGUCCGGAGUCCCAGACUCCGCUGCGGAGCAGAGGAGCCCGUGGCCGGAGAGGACCGGGCAGCGCCUCCGGAGCGGAGAGCCCGAUGAACGCUCGGACGCGGUCCCCGGCAGCUCCUGCCCGCUACGCGCGACCCCCGCUACAACCCGAGGACCGUCACGACGGCACCAGCAACGGGACGGCGCGGUUGCCCCAGCUGGGCACUGUAGGUCAAUCUCCCUACACGAGCGCCCCGCCGCUGUCCCACACCCCCAAUGCCGACUUCCAGCCCCCUUACUUCCCCCCGCCCUACCAGCCUAUCUACCCCCAGUCGCAAGAUCCUUACUCCCACGUCAACGACCCCUACAGCCUGAACCCCCUGCACGCCCAGCCGCAGCCGCAGCACCCGGGCUGGCCCGGCCAGAGGCAGAGCCAGGAGUCUGGGCUCCUGCACACGCACCGGGGGCUGCCCCACCAGCUGUCGGGCCUGGAUCCUCGCAGGGACUACCGGCGGCACGAGGACCUCCUGCACGGCCCGCACGGGCUUGGCUCGGGACUUGGAGACCUCCCGAUCCACUCCUUACCUCACGCCAUCGAGGACGUCCCGCAUGUAGAAGACCCGGGUAUUAACAUCCCAGAUCAAACUGUAAUUAAGAAAGGCCCCGUGUCCCUGUCCAAGUCCAACAGCAACGCCGUCUCCGCCAUCCCUAUUAACAAGGACAACCUCUUCGGUGGCGUGGUGAACCCCAACGAAGUCUUCUGUUCAGUUCCGGGUCGCCUCUCGCUCCUCAGCUCCACCUCGAAGUACAAGGUCACGGUGGCGGAAGUGCAGCGGCGCCUCUCACCGCCCGAAUGUCUAAACGCGUCGCUGCUGGGCGGAGUGCUCCGGAGGGCGAAGUCUAAAAAUGGAGGAAGAUCUUUAAGAGAAAAACUGGACAAAAUAGGAUUAAAUCUGCCAGCAGGGAGACGUAAAGCUGCCAACGUUACCCUACUCACAUCACUAGUGGAGGGAGAAGCCGUCCACCUAGCCAGGGACUUUGGGUACGUGUGCGAAACUGAAUUUCCUGCCAAAGCAGUAGCUGAAUUUCUCAACCGACAACAUUCCGAUCCCAAUGAGCAAGUGACAAGAAAAAACAUGCUUCUGGCUACAAAACAGAUAUGCAAAGAGUUCACCGACCUGCUGGCUCAGGACCGAUCUCCCCUGGGGAACUCGCGGCCCAACCCCAUCCUGGAGCCCGGCAUCCAGAGCUGCUUGACUCACUUCAACCUCAUCUCCCAUGGCUUCGGCAGCCCGGCGGUGUGCGCCGCGGUCACCGCCCUGCAGAACUAUCUCACCGAGGCCCUCAAGGCCAUGGACAAAAUGUACCUCAGCAACAACCCCAACAGCCACACGGACAACAGCGCCAAAAGCAGUGACAAAGAGGAGAAGCACAGAAAGUGAGGCUCUCCUCCCGCCCGCCCCCCCGCCCGCCUGCCUCACCAGCCCGCGCGCGCCCACCCUCCCGGCCCCUCCCCCACCCGGCAGGUGACAGCUCCGGAUCGGCGACCCUUACUGCUGCUGCUACUGCUGCUGCUGCUGCCGCUGCCGCCGCCGCCGCCCUCCGGCGCCCGGGGUCCUCGGGACUGCUCUCUCCGCUGCCAGUGGGGCAGCCGCUGUCGACCCGGCCCGGUGCCCCGACUCCCCACCGGUACCCACGCCCCUCGCCCUCAUGUGGAGCCUAAGAGAACAGAACAGGCCGUGAAGCCAGCAAAGAAAAGUUCUGUCGAGUUUGUGAAUUUUUUUUUUUUUAAACAACAGCAAAUCCAACAACUCAAAAUAAAGAAAUAAAUAAAAAAGGAAAAAAGAAAAAAAAUUAAAAACUUUUUUUUCUAAAAAAAGAACAUAAAAAAGUUUAAAAAAAAUUAUAUGAGCUUCUGAAUCACCACCUUCCCUUACAUUCUUCAGUUCAGAUUGUAGCCAUACUUAAAAAAAAAAAAAGGCAAAGAAGAUAAUGACAUUUUUAUCAGUAUUGUGAAUAAACUUGAACACAAAUACACGAAGUUCUAUGUUAUGUCUUCAGUUGUAGAAGUUUUCCCUCUUCAAGGUAAAGCGACCAACUUGAACUUUCUCCGGCAACACGAUUCACAGUUAUAUAAGGGAAUCAGUGUUCAUGUCUCUGUAUAUAUUUAUUUAUGUGUAAUUUAAUGGGAUUUGUAAAUAUGGUGAGUCUGUUUUUCGCCUUUUUUUUUUUUUUUUAUUUAUCUGGUGAUCUCGUUUACCUCUUGUUUAGUGGGUUUUGAAUCUUCCCUAUUAGUUCCUCAUGUGGUUCAUGGUACUUAUUUAGAAAUUCAAGGUUUGGGGGAUUUCCCCCCCUCUGGGAUUCAUGAGUUUAGCCCUGUUGUAGCAUGUUAAAGGCGACAAUGAAACAGCUGAACAAAUAAAAAAAAGUAAAAUAAAAAUUUAUACAUAAUUAGUAUUACAUUUAGCUUAUCACUGAACUGAAAGAAAAAAGUGAUAUUGGACCCUGGAAAAAAUUUUAAACUUGAGUGGUUUGCUAACCUUUCUAUGUAUUGUGGGGAGAAAAAAAAAAAAGUUUAUUUUGUUCCACUGUCCUCCCUUAAAA
Molecule: messenger RNA, 2778 nt
Organism: Sciurus carolinensis (gray squirrel)
Lineage: Eukaryota; Metazoa; Chordata; Mammalia; Rodentia; Sciuridae
Gene: Tfap2a
Product: transcription factor AP-2 alpha
Exons: 7
Coding region: 129-1616 (495 amino acids)
Biological process (GO): regulation of cell population proliferation; regulation of transcription by RNA polymerase II; anatomical structure development
Cellular component (GO): nucleus
Molecular function (GO): RNA polymerase II transcription regulatory region sequence-specific DNA binding; DNA-binding transcription factor activity, RNA polymerase II-specific
Source: RefSeq, a predicted model, not a curated record